This is a messenger RNA of Lotus japonicus, 1551 nucleotides long. Its product is annotated as transcription factor MYB1-like. The transcript is spliced from 3 exons. Lineage: Eukaryota; Viridiplantae; Streptophyta; Magnoliopsida; Fabales; Fabaceae. The coding region runs from base 207 to 1142 and encodes 311 amino acids. The record is from RefSeq and is a predicted model, not a curated record.
AAAUUAAGAAUUUAGUGUCAUGAAACAAAUAAGAAAAAAAAGUACUGGUGGACCGCACCAAAAUUUAUGAAGUUUGGGGGCUAUAUAUAACUAAAGUAUCCAUGGUGCCAAACACUCACUCCACAGCAGAGAUAGUGAGUGAGGUGAGAAUCCAACCACAUAAUUACAAAGGAAAUUAAGGUAGUCCCACACACACCCUUAGAAAAAUGGGAAGAAGCCCUUGUUGUUCAAAGGAGGGUUUGAAUAGAGGUGCUUGGACUGCUCAUGAAGACAAAAUCCUCACAGAUUACAUCAGGGUCCAUGGUGAAGGAAAAUGGAGAAACCUUCCCAAAAGAGCAGGUUUGAACAGAUGUGGGAAAAGUUGCAGACUUCGUUGGUUGAAUUAUCUCAGACCAGAUAUUAAGAGAGGCAAUAUCUCCUCUGAUGAAGAAGAGCUUAUCAUCAGGCUUCACAAACUUCUGGGAAACAGAUGGUCUCUAAUAGCAGGAAGGCUUCCCGGGCGAACAGACAAUGAAAUAAAGAAUUACUGGAAUAGCAAUUUGGGAAAAAGAGUUAAAAGUCUCAACCAAACAAACACCUGUUCUACCAAUUUGGCCACUCACUCCCCCUCUCUAUCUCCUUCUAAGCCACAAUCCCUUCUGGUCCGUACAAAAGCUACCAAGUGCUCCAAGGUGUUGUUCAUAAACUCACUCCCAAACUCAUCACAAACAAUGAAAAUGCAGAACAAGUCAGAAUCAGAGGCAGAACCAGAAACAGAUCAAAGGCCAUUGCCUGUAGAUUCUGUAGCCAGAAACUCAAUUUCAAAGAGUAACAAAAUGGAAACAAGUAAUGGAGUUUUGGCAUUUCCCAGAGAAAAUCAAAAGGAACAGUCAACAGAUUUGCUGAUGGACUUCAACGUUGGUGAUUUUUGCUUAUCUGAUCUUCUGAACUCUGAUUUUGAUGGCAUGUGCAACCUAGCUAACAAUGACAACAACAAUGAGCCAUUGUCUCCUUGUUCAGACCAACCUCCUCUGUUCUCUGAUGAAAUUUUCAAGGAUUGGACACGAUGCAGUUUCGCUGAUGAUGAAACAAAUGUGUCCAACAAUCUUCAUUCUUUCACUUCAUUCCUUGAGUCUGGUGAGGAGAUACUAGGAGAAUCCUAAUGGGGUUAUGUGAGUUACUUUAAGGAUCAAAUAAUCUCAUCUUAGGUAGACUUAUCUACAUACAUUAAAAUAAAAAGUUUAGUUUAGUUUCUAGUUUGUUUAUUUUUAGUUACAUAUUGGACCAUUUAGAUGAGUUACUUAGCACCUUGAACUAUGUUGAACAACCUACGUGGUGGUAACAUAGAUUCCCAAUAAAGUUAACUAAAUUGGUCCUUUUUUGAACAAAUUGUUCUACAUUUUGAUUUUUACUAGCCAAACAUGUGAAAUGAGAGAAUCGGUUGUUGGAUUUUUGUUAAACUGAACGGAAAUUAAGAUUGCAAGUAAGCUCUUAGCAUAUGUUCGAGUAGCCAUUUUAUUAAAUGGAAGUAAAAUAUGGAAAAUGUUAUUUUCACACCAAAUUGAGUCAUAC